Messenger RNA from Erigeron canadensis, 3036 nucleotides. RefSeq names its product protein NLP3-like. Bases 310 to 2826 code for a protein of 838 amino acids. Gene Ontology annotation, molecular function: protein binding; DNA-binding transcription factor activity. The transcript has 5 exons. NCBI's taxonomy places the organism in Eukaryota, Viridiplantae, Streptophyta, Magnoliopsida, Asterales, Asteraceae. The record is from RefSeq and is a predicted model, not a curated record.
ACUUUUCAGCUUCACUUUUGUAAGAAUUUCAAUAUAAGUUUUCUUUACAUUAAAAACAAUGACUUGAGUGGCUUUCUAUGUCAAAAUAAUUUAAAAGUUUUGAAAUUGAAAUUUUCAUUGGAUGCUUUUCUCCUUAAUUUUUUUAUGACUCUAGAAAUAAGUGCAUAGUUGGGUGGGUGGGCCGACCAAAAGCAUGCUUUGUCUGAAAACCAGCUACAUGAUUGAUUGAAGAUAUCAAGAUAUACUGCUACUUUAGAUGUAAAGAAAAUCUGGCUAUAAUUAAUAUUAAUCUUAAUUUAUUUUUUUAAUAUGGAUGGCGAUGAUGUUAAAUCAUCCGAUGUUGGUGGUGGUGGUGGUGGUGGUUCUGCUAUGGGUCGGAUAGCAGAUAAGAUGAGGAAUAAUUUAUGUUUAGAACCACCGACACGGCCUUUUUCCGGCGAGUCCAGAUACCUUACCUCUCUUUGGGUUGCUGAGUGCGGAGGAGAACCACCAGAUGAACCAGCCUCUCCAUCUGUUGACUCUUCUCUUUCCUCAAUCUCCAGUCUUGAGCGGAGAGCCAACAGUGAUCAACAAAAAUUACAAGAUAAGAUAAAAUCUGCACUAAAACGAUUAGCUUUCCGCGAACAACGUGUUCUUGUUCAGUUUUGGUAUCCUCAAGCCGUUGGGAAACACCGGUUACUUACAACCAUGGACCAACCUUUUGGUCUAGGGGUAAAAGAUGACCAAGGGCUUCUUUUGUAUAGGAAGCACUCGGAGCGUAACCCUUUUCUUGUGGAUAAAGAUCAUCAAGAAGAAGACCGUAGUCCUCUUGCCCGUGUAUUUAGGCGAGGAUUGCCAGAAUGGACUUCUGAUUUACUAAAUUACAAUCCCAGACAAUUUCCACUACAAGAUUGUGCUAUUAGUUGCAAUCUCCAUGGGUAUUUGGCUUUACCUGUCUUUGACUUUGCUACUAGGUUGUGUGUUGGUGUCCUUGAACUGUUGAUGUCUUCGAAUUAUACGAGUGUUGCUUACGAGGUUCAACAUUUCCACAGGGUGCUCAAGAACUUGGAUCUAAGAACCCCCCAAGCAUUUGAUUAUCCUACUUUCAAUGUUCACAAUCAACACAAACAAAAUGAGUUGGAAAAUAUAUUAAGUAUUCUGAAAGAUGUGUGUUACAUCCACAAACUACCUUUUGGUCAGACAUGGGUUUUGUCCCCAAUGAAUAGUUUUGUUUCCCAUGACAAAGUUCUAAUGAAGAGUUGUAAUAGCUUUGACACUACAUGUCGUGGGAAAGUUUGUAUGUCAACGGUUGCUCUACCGUUUCAUAUCCAAGACUUGGGCACGUGGCCUUUUUGGAAAGCAUGUAGAAAACAACAUCUGGACAAGUCACAAGGCGUUGUUGGGAGAGCUCUAUCAUAUAGAGGCACAUCAUUUUGUGGAGAUGUAACCAAACUUAGUGAAGAAGUGUACCCGUUGGUCCACAAUGCACGCAUGACUGGGUUAACGUGUUGCUUUGCUACAUAUUUGCAUAAUGUUGUAGGCAAUAAUGAGUAUGUGCUAGAGUUUUUUCUUCCAUUAGAUAUGCGUGAUGGUAUAUUACUACCAAAUGUGGUGCAAACAUUGAAACAGAAAGUAGAGGUAACUUCUACAUUUGAACUGGGUGACACAUCAUCUAUACAGGUAGUUGGAGCUAGGGAAGGCAGUAGCCUAUCUUUAGAUAUCGACCCCCCGAUAUUCUCAACAGCAACUACAAACAGCAGGAUAUUGGAGAUGGUUUCAUCAGAUUCAGAGUCGAUGGCAGCUAAUGUUACCAAUACCAAGUCUGCAAAUUCCCCUAACCAAUGGUCACCCAAACAAAAAUAUCCAAAUAAAUUUGGCGCUAUCAUCACUAAUUCCAAAAAUCUGGUUCGCGAUGAGGUUGUAAAAGACAACGUUGAUGUACUCGGUGCAAGUAAAAACAGUAAAUUUACCUACCCCCCUGUCAGCAUGAAGAAAUCGAGUGAAGCCAUCACUGAUGCAGUAGAAAAAAACAACCGUCUAAAACAGGGCAGAAAACGUAAAAUCACUCUUACAAUGGAGUCAGUUGGGGAACGUACAGGAAAAACAAUAGAUCAAGCUGCCAAGAGCCUUGAAGUUAGUGAGUCUAGUCAAGGGCAUGAUAUGCCCAGAAGGCCAUUCCCAAAGUACAACAAAAUAGAUGAUCAUGGUACCAGUUCAACGACGUUACAAAAAUCAUGGUCAAGGCCUUCAAAAGUACGUUUUAGUAUAUCUGUUCUUGUAUUCUUGCUGGUAAGGGUUAAGCGAUGGAGUUGUUCUAGGAAACGACACGGUUUUUCUGGCAAGUGGUGGAGUUGUGGCAAGCAUCGUCAUCUUCCUUGUAAAUCAGAUUCUAUAUACCAAGCAGCAUGCCUAAUGAUGCAGUUGAAACGGUGGAGAAAUAAGACAAUCGGGCAUGUAAUAAAGAACAGAGAUCACCCUGAUGUGUAUGGGAGCACAUUAGAACCCGAAUAUACAACACAAAUUGUAAACACAUAUUUACAUGGCGAGACUAGUCUUGCUCAUGCAUCACCGAAAAAGACUAACAUCUCAGAUUCAAGAAUGGUGACUGUGAAGGCAACCUUUAGAGAUGAUAUGAUAAAGUUUCAGUUCUGGACUUCAUCUAGCUUAUUGGAACUGGAAAACGAGGUGGCACGAAGAUUUAAGUUUAAGAGUAGAAUGUUCCGCCUAAAAUAUAAGGAUGAAGAUAAUGACCUGAUACUUCUUGCUUGUGAUGCCGACUUGCACACUCUUCUUGGAUAUUCUGCUAGCAACAGUACUAUCAAAUUAAUCGUCUUGACCAACGAUUAAUAACUGUUGCUACGUCCAGAGUAGUAAAACAUUUCAACUUUUAAGUAUAGUGGCAGGAUCUUAUAUAAGAUCAAUCACACACAUUGUCAUAUGAAUGCAUCUUAUAUAUGUUAGCGGAUGUCGGUACUUCAUCUGUUGUGUAUUUGAAUUAGAAUUAUGUAUGUGCCAAAAUAUUUUUCAGUAAUCCGAGCUUGGAAAUUUAUUUCCUUA